AUGACUUCACUUUACGCUGGUAGUCACUCUCUUGCUGCUGCAGCAGGAACACACAUGGUCACCAUGGCAGGCACCGGUGCUGAUGUGGACGGUGCUGACGUGGACGGUGCUGAUGUGGAUGGAGGAGAGGGGCCAGAAAAGGAAGCGGGAGUAGGGGAGGGCGAAGAGGAGGGAGCAGAAGAGGGAGCAGAGGAGGGAGCGGCAGGGGAAGAGGAGGCAGGAGCAGAGGAGGAGGCAGGAGCAAGGCUGCUUGAUGGGGGAGCGGAGGAGGGGGCAGAGGGGGGAGCAGAGGGAGCAGAGGGAGGAGAUGAGGGGGGUGAAGAGGAGGGAGAAGAGGUAGCAGAGCGGGGAGCAGAGGGGGGAGCAGAGGGGGGAGCAGAGGGGGGAGCAGAGGGGGGAGCAGAGGGGGGAGCAGAGGGGGGAGCAGAGGGAGCAGAGGAGGGAGACGGGGAGGCGGUAGAGGAGGGAGAAGCCUAG
Closterium sp. NIES-65 is the source of this 477-nucleotide messenger RNA. The record is from the annotation of a GenBank genome assembly. Lineage: Eukaryota; Viridiplantae; Streptophyta; Zygnematophyceae; Desmidiales; Closteriaceae.